UGUUUUUUUCUAUUUUUGCAGAUAAUGAUUGGUUUUGCAGAAAUUGGAAAAGGUCUCAUUGACGUAGGAAAAGGCUUUGUGACUAUGGCUAAAAAAUUGGUUGCCUUCGCAAAUACAGUUCUUGAGUUUGUAAAAGAUGUUGUAGCAGCGGGAAUAGAAAUUUCGCAACGUUUCCUUAACUGGGCGGGAGAUAACUUAUUCCAAGUGGAGUUGUUAGAAUUGAGAGGCAAGUUAACAAGCGAUUUUAAUGCUUGUGUUGGUAUCACUUGCAAAUUUGUAAUCUUUGGUUUCAAGGCAGAUUAUACUGGAGACAUAUGCAUCAAUCUUAAGUUCUGGGAUCUUCUGGCAGCUAAUGCAGUAGAAACAAAGUAUAAAGGAACCAAGAAAAUGUUAGAUGAAGUUCCAAAUAUUGACGGGAGGGUAAGGGAAUUUGAUGGCGACAAGAAUGACCUUGACAAAAAGGAAAACGAUAUUGAGAAGGAUGUGGAAAAAGAGACAAAGGAUCGCCGAAAGAGGGACUAUGUCCCUACUGCCGAGGAUAUGUAUUACAGACGACUUGCAGAGGAGCCCUUGCCAGUAGUUGUGACCCGAAGUACAUCCACAGUGAACGCUUUUAAGAAUGGCGCACCUUGGGUGUUGGUGCAAGAUUUUGACAAUAGGAACUUUGAUCACACACCUUAUGAGGAUUCAAACAUUCCUGCCGAGAAAAGAACCCUAGACGAAGAUUGGCACAAACACCACACUAAACCAUGUGUGGUGAUCAGCAAAGUGAUUGACAAGUACAGCAUGAUUGCCGAUGGACUAAGAUCACUGCAUGAUUCGAUGGUCAAUGUUCGUGAGGGUUACCAAACAACGAAGAGGACUAUGCAACAGGGUGUUGAAGACCUUGGAUAUAGAGUCAAAUCUACAGAAAUGAAGCAUAACAUAACGCAUGAAGAGCGAAGCGAUCUCCAUCAUUGGUACAAUGAAGCCAAACAAGGCAUGGAGAAAUGGGAUUCGAAGGCAAGAAACCUUUUAACAGACGAGCACAACCUCAUGAUGCCAAGAUUUAGAAGUCAAAUUGAGCACAUAUUGAAGAAGGAGAAGAACCAGAACUUUGAUGGUUAUAUGAAUGAAUUACACGAGGUUGGGCAAGCAGCGUACAAGAGGUCAAACAUUCCUUCUGAGAGCAGCGUCGCUGCUGCCAAGGAGCUUCACAGGAUCAAAAAGGACCUUGUUGAACUGGUCAGCAAGGGUGAAGCAAACCAGUUGAAAUUUGGUGCCAAAGUCAGGAGCAUUCAAACAAAUAUUGGUGGAUUGAAAAGAUCCAUGAAGAGAUGCAGUUAGAAUACUGUCUUCAGUACAGCUAAAUUAAUAAGUCUUCGCUGAAAAUGAAGUUAAUUCAAAGAAUUUCAUAUGUAUGAAAUGUGAUGUUACUGAAAUGAAAAAGACGACCCCAAACUAAGAUGUAAUUUAUUAU
This is a messenger RNA of Rhopilema esculentum, 1459 nucleotides long. The record is from RefSeq and is a predicted model, not a curated record. NCBI's taxonomy places the organism in Eukaryota, Metazoa, Cnidaria, Scyphozoa, Rhizostomeae, Rhizostomatidae.